UUCUGAACCCCUGGGUCUGAGGGAGGAGGGGUUGGGGGCCCCCAACCUGGGUCUGAGGGAGGACCGGCAGGAGCCCGGACUCCCAAGUCCACGAUAGAGACCCAGUAUGCAGGCCUAGCCUUCUGGGGCAAGAGAAGCCAGAUGACGGGUCUUAGCAUGGCGGACACUGAAGUCAGGGAAAGGCCUCCUGCUUCCCCAGCCUCAAAUGGGGAGGGGGCAAAGGGCAGCAACUCCCAGCCCUAGAAUGGAGGUCUGAGGCUGGUGUCUCCAUAGCAGGUUCUGAGUCCCUGCAGACCCCCGACACACACACUUCUUCCUCCCUUUUCAUUUUCAGCCCCUCACUCCCCUGUCCCAGGAGGAAGGCAGAGGCCGGUAGCGGGGUUGGGGGCGGCCCCCCCUCCCCUACCCCUGGCAGGAGGAGGGGUCCCCAGGGAGGCCAGGAGGGGGGGCUGUGGGUCUCCCAGCAGGGGCGGACGGACGGGGACUGAAUGUUAAUCGCAUCCCCAGUGAGUGUGUGUGUGAGAACAGAGCGAGUGUGCGAGUCCCUCCCGCUCCGGCUCCUCCAAGCCGCGGCCGUGGCCGCCGCCGCCGCCACCCGCACCCGCACCCGCAGCCUCCCGCAGCCUGCCUCGGCCACCAGUGCCCAGCUGGGGGUGUCGGCCUGGGUGGGUCCGCCCGGCCCCCAGGGGUCUCUCGUGCAUCUGCCAUCUGCCCGCGCAACAUGUGUAGCCGUGUCCUCGCCUAGUCCAGGUGGCCGCAACCUUGGGGGACAGACAGGGCAGGACAGGACCAAGGAAGAGGAAGGAAAGACGGAGCCAGAGACAGGCAGGAGGUCCCUGCUGUGCGCCGCUGCCCGCUGCCACUGCCGCCGCCCUGGGGCCUGACCCCCCUACUGGCUCCCUGAGCUCUCCGAGGAAUCUUGGGGUCGCUGGACGCCAGGUUCCAGUCCUGGCCCCCCUGCAAUCCCCCCAACAGAACAGGGUCAUGAAAAGGUAAGGCUGGGGAAGGGAUGCAGGGGUGGGGGUGGGAAUGUAGACCCCAAAAUCUAGGACAGGGAAAGUUGCCCAGGGGGCUUCAUGGAGGGAGGGGGGUUGCAUGGUGGGCAGGGGUCGUUGCUCCCUCCCAGCUUCCCUGUCCUCAGGGACUCUCCUCUGCCCUCUCUCCUUCUCCCUCUCUGAGCCCCUUUUUCCUGGGUCUCUAUACCUCAGACCUCUUAAGCUCCCCAUUUCUCCGACACUUUGCUGCCUCUCUCCAGCCCCACAUACCUGACGCCCCAUGUCUCUCUCUGUCCCUCCAUUUCUCCAUCUCACCUUCUCUCUGCACCCCCUUUCCCCGCAUCAGUCUCCCCCACCGCGGCCAGCCCUCUCCCUCUCUCCUCUCGCUCUCCCCUCCCAUCUCAGAGCUAUGAGUCUGCUAUUAAUACCCCUGACAAGGACCUUGAGGGCAUCCAGGCCCCCAGCACCCCUCUGCCCAAGCUGCCACCCCUUCCUCAAGGUUCUGAAAUACCCUUCCAGCCUCUUCCGAGCCCCGGGAUUAGGGUGGGGAGAGACCCGUGUUGUGUGUGUUGGAGGGGGGGGAAUGGGAUGCCGUCUGCAGCAGGACUCGAGGUGGGGGAGCUGUUGAUCAAAGUGGCCUCUCCUCCCUUCUGUGAUGGAUUGGGGAGAGCGAUGGAGACAGGGACACCCCAGGAAUCUCUGGCACCCUCCUCCUCCUCAGCUCGGGGCAGGCUAUGCUGUGUACAGGAGUGGGUUGACUGGGGAGGCCGGAGCUGGGGGGGCACCCAGGAUGUUGGGAUUGAUGGGUUUUGAGACAAAAAGGAGGUCCUUAAAGGAGGGGAGGGCUGGGAACCCAGAUUCCUGGGUCUUGGGGGAAGAGGGGAACCGGGGACCUGGGCUCUUGGCUCCUGUCGUAGAGGAAGCUGGGCUCUUGAAUUCCCGAGUAUCAGGGCGAGAGGGGGCUGGGACUCUUGGGUCCUGGGAAAGAACAGGGCUCCGGAGUCCUGGGGGAGGAAGGGGCUGAUGGCAGGACUCCUGCGUGUUUAUGGGAGAAGUUGGAGGAUAGGGCUUCUGUGUCUGAGGGAGGAGGGGCCGGGGCCUCAGUCUCCUGAGUCUGGGCAGGGGACCGGGGUCUGGACUCCUUAGCCUCGGUGUAGGUGGCAUGAGCGGUUGGAGACGGGAGCCAGGUCCCUGUGAUCCCGGAGGGAGCGGGUUCUGGAGACUGGGCCUCCAGAGUCCUGGAGGACUGGAGCUGCCACUUCUCGGUCCCUGGAGGGGUAGGGGACUGCACUCCCAAAUCCCCGUGGGAGAGGACUGGGCAUCCAGCCUCCUGAGAAGGGUGGGGCUGGAGGCUGCCCUCCUGGGCCUCAGCAGGGAGCAGGACCCUGAGGACCCUAAGGGCAGAGGCCAGGCAGGGGUGGGUCUGAGAGAGGCAGAGGAGGGGCUGGGGGCUGAGCAGCCACCAGGAAGGGAGGGGAGAGCGAGAGUUAACCCCGCGGGGACCAGGCCACAGCUGUGGGUUAUUUUGGGGUGGAGGGGGGGUUAUUCUGAGCACUGAUUGAGCCAGCUGCUUGGGGAAGGGCAAUGGAGAGGAGGGGCGAAGAGGAGCCAGGAUUUGGGAGGGAUGGGCAUGCUAGGAGCCCCCACCCCCUUCCCAGGGGAGACAGUGGCCCAGGAUCUCUGAGGGGUGGGGUGGGGGAGGGGAGGAGACCUCUGGGCAGGGGAGAGGGUGUGGGCCUUUCCCCCACCCUGACUGUCUGUGGGGUGGACGAGGCCUGCGCUACCAUGGCAACCGGACAAGAGACUGACUGACAGCCAAGAGACAACCCUUCCCUGCCUGGACCCUCACCCCUUUAGGAAGCCCCUAGCACAGGCUCCCUUCCCUCUCUGGGAGCUAGGAAGCCAGACCCCCCAGUGCCCUCCUCCCUCAGACCCAGGCAGGACCCAGGAGCCUGGGCUCCCAGCCCAAGCACCCCAGGCGGCAAGUAUUCAACAGGGGGCACAGGAAGAGAUGAGAUGCUGUAUUUCCUCUAAUUUACUAAAUUGCUCCAGGCUGGGUGCCAGGGACCCCCCUCCCAGCUCUCCACAGCUGUGCCCCCAACCCUGCAUCCCAGCCUGGGCCAUGACUCUCUUUCUCACUCUCAUUGAGAAUGUGGGAGACAGGGACAGGAGUAAAGGGAGAAAAAUGGGUUGGGGGCUGUGGUUGGGGCGAGGGGUAUGGUUGUGGGGGCACUUUCUCUCCUCGGGGUGCCCCACUAAUUUCUCCUUCUCUUUCUUUCUCUCUCCCCACACACCUGACCCCUUUUCCCUCUCUCAUUUUUUUUUUCUCCCUUUUUCUCCUUUUUAUUUUUGCUCCCUCCUGUCACUUGCCUUCCCUGCCUUCCUUUCAUGUCUGUGCUGGGCACCUCCCUGGUGGGGGUCUCGAUCUUUGCCUUGCCUCGCUAUUUCUGUCUUCCUGUGUUUCUCUCUGCUCUGCCUGCCUCCCUCAAUCUCAAUUCUGUUUCCCCAUCUCUCAUGUGUGCGCGUCUCUUGGUGGCCUUGGGGUCUGUCUCUGUCUUCGUGGUUCUCUUUCCAUCUUCCUCUCUAACUUUCUUGUCUCCCUUAUCUCUCCCGUCUCCCUGCGUCUAUCCCCACUCUGCCGUCCUCUCCCUGGGUCUCCCUCGCUCCCUAUUUCUGUCGCACUGUCUUCCCCCUUUCCCUCUUCUCCCUGUCUCUGUUCCUCCUUCCAUCACUCAUUCCCACCUCUACUGCUGUUUCCAUUUCCCCUCCUAUCUCCCUGCUCCUAUUUUGAUCCCAUCUCUGUGGGUCUCUUUCCCAUCGGUCUCAUUGUCGUCCCCUCCCUAUCUCUUUCCCUCUCCUCACCUCUGUAUCUUGCUGACUCCAUCACCCACCCCUGGCUGUCUCCCCCAUACUCCACUUCUCCCUAUUUCUCCCUGUCUCUGUGUCUCUCCCUCUUUCACCCCCCACACCUCCCCCUAUGUGUUUGGCGUCUCUUCCCCACAUCUCCCUUCCACCUUCCCCCACCGUGUCUCUCCUUCUGCCUGUGUGUCCCCCCCUCCGUGUCUGUCUCCGUCACCCCAACCUUUCUCCCUCCUCUCUCCCCCAUAUCUCUUCUGUGCAUCUCUUUCAACAUCUUGUCUCCCUGUCUCUGCGUCUCCCCGUCUGUGUCUGUCUGUGCUCUCCGCUCCUGCCUCUCCUGCCGUGUCUCUCGCGGGCCCGGGCGCUCAGAGGCUGCCCGGCGGGGCCCGCAGGCGAUGCGCGGUGCCGGUGGCCCCCGCGGCCCUCGGGGCCCCGCUAAGAUGUUGCUGCUGCUGGCGCUGGCCUGCGCCAGCCCGUUCCCGGAGGAGGCGCCGGGGCCGGGCGGGGCCGGCGGGCCCGGCGGGGUCCCCGGCGGGGCGCGGCCGCUCAACGUGGCGCUGGUGUUCUCGGGGCCCGCGUACGCGGCCGAGGCGGCGCGCCUGGGGCCGGCCGUGGCGGCGGCCGUGCGCAGCCCGGGCCUGGACGUGCGGCCCGUGGCGCUGGUGCUCAACGGCUCGGACCCGCGCAGCCUCGUGCUGCAGCUCUGCGACCUGCUGUCGGGGCUGCGCGUGCACGGCGUCGUCUUCGAGGACGACUCGCGCGCGCCCGCCGUCGCGCCCAUCCUCGACUUCCUGUCGGCGCAGACCUCGCUGCCCAUCGUGGCCGUGCACGGCGGCGCCGCGCUCGUGCUCACGCCCAAGGAGAAGGGCUCCACCUUCCUGCAGCUGGGCUCCUCCACCGAGCAACAGCUUCAGGUCAUCUUUGAGGUGCUGGAGGAGUACGACUGGACGUCCUUUGUAGCGGUGACCACGCGUGCCCCCGGCCAUCGCGCCUUCCUGUCCUACAUAGAGGUGCUGACCGACGGCAGCCUGGUGGGCUGGGAGCACCGCGGAGCGCUGACGCUGGACCCUGGGGCUGGCGAGGCCGUGCUGAGCGCCCAGCUCCGCAGCGUCAGCGCUCAGAUCCGCCUGCUCUUCUGUGCUCGCGAGGAGGCCGAGCCUGUGUUCCGGGCAGCCGAGGAGGCCGGCCUCACUGGGUCUGGCUACGUCUGGUUUAUGGUGGGGCCCCAGCUGGCUGGAGGCGGGGGCUCCGGGGCCCCUGGUGAGCCCCCUCUUCUGCCAGGAGGCGCCCCCCUGCCUUCCGGGCUGUUUGCAGUGCGCUCAGCUGGCUGGCGGGAUGACUUGGCCCGGCGUGUGGCAGCCGGUGUGGCUGUCGUGGCCAGAGGUGCCCAGGCCCUGCUGCGUGACUAUGGUUUCCUGCCUGAGCUCGGCCACGACUGUCGUGCCCAGAACCGCACCCACCGCGGGGAGAGUCUGCACAGGUACUUCAUGAACAUUACCUGGGAUAACCGGGAUUACUCCUUCAAUGAGGAUGGCUUCCUGGUGAACCCCUCCCUGGUGGUCAUCUCCCUCACCAGAGACAGGACGUGGGAGGUGGUGGGCAGCUGGGAGCAGAAGACUCUCCGCCUCAAGUACCCGCUGUGGUCCCGCUAUGGUCGCUUCCUACAGCCAGUGGAUGACACGCAGCACCUCACGGUGGCCACACUGGAGGAGAGGCCCUUUGUCAUUGUGGAGCCUGCAGACCCCAUCAGUGGCACUUGCAUCCGAGACUCAGUCCCCUGCCGGACCCAGCUCAACCGGACCCACAGCCCUCCCCUGGAUGCCCCCCGCCCGGAGAAGCGGUGCUGCAAGGGCUUCUGCAUCGACAUUCUGAAGCGGCUGGCGCACACGAUCGGCUUCAGCUACGACCUCUACCUGGUCACCAACGGCAAGCACGGGAAGAAGAUCGACGGCGUCUGGAACGGCAUGAUCGGCGAGGUGUUCUACCAGCGUGCGGACAUGGCCAUUGGCUCUCUCACCAUCAACGAGGAGCGGUCUGAGAUCGUGGACUUCUCUGUUCCCUUCGUAGAGACGGGCAUCAGCGUCAUGGUGGCGCGCAGCAAUGGCACCGUGUCCCCCUCGGCCUUCCUAGAACCCUACAGCCCCGCCGUGUGGGUGAUGAUGUUCGUCAUGUGCCUCACUGUGGUCGCCGUCACUGUUUUCAUCUUCGAGUACCUCAGUCCCGUGGGCUACAACCGCAGCCUGGCCACGGGCAAGCGCCCUGGUGGCUCAACCUUCACCAUUGGGAAAUCCAUCUGGCUGCUCUGGGCCCUGGUGUUCAAUAACUCGGUGCCUGUGGAGAACCCCCGGGGAACCACCAGCAAAAUCAUGGUGCUGGUGUGGGCCUUCUUCGCCGUCAUCUUCCUCGCCAGCUACACAGCCAACCUGGCCGCCUUCAUGAUCCAGGAGGAGUACGUGGACACCGUGUCUGGGCUCAGUGACCGCAAGUUCCAGCGGCCCCAGGAACAGUACCCACCCCUCAAGUUUGGGACUGUGCCUAACGGGUCCACGGAGAAAAACAUCCGCAGCAACUAUCCCGACAUGCACAGCUACAUGGUGCGCUACAACCAGCCCCGCGUAGAGGAAGCGCUCACUCAGCUCAAGGCAGGGAAGCUGGAUGCCUUCAUCUAUGACGCAGCCGUGCUCAACUACAUGGCCCGCAAAGAUGAAGGCUGCAAGCUCGUCACCAUCGGCUCCGGCAAGGUCUUUGCCACGACAGGCUAUGGCAUCGCCCUGCACAAGGGCUCCCGCUGGAAGCGGCCCAUCGACCUGGCGCUGCUGCAGUUCCUGGGGGACGAUGAGAUCGAGAUGCUGGAGCGCCUAUGGCUCUCCGGGAUCUGCCACAAUGACAAAAUUGAAGUGAUGAGCAGCAAGCUGGACAUCGACAACAUGGCAGGUGUCUUCUACAUGCUCCUGGUGGCCAUGGGCCUGUCCCUGCUGGUCUUCGCCUGGGAGCACCUGGUGUACUGGCGCCUGCGGCAUUGCCUGGGGCCCUCCCACCGCAUGGACUUCCUGCUGGCCUUCUCCAGGGGCAUGUACAGCUGCUGCAGCGCCGAGGCCGCCCCGCCGCCAGCCAAGCCCCCGCCGCCGCCGCAGCCUCUGCCCAGCCCCGCGUACCCCGCGGCGCGGCCGGCGCCCGGCCCAGCGCCCUACGUGCCCCGAGAGCGCGCUGCGGUGGACCGCUGGCGCCGGGCCAAGGGCCCAGGGCCGCCGGGGGCCGCGGGCCUGGCCGACGGCUUCCACCGCUACUACGGCCCCAUCGAGCCGCAGGGUCUGGGCCUCGGUCUGGGCGAGGCACGCGCGGCGCCCCGGGGCGCGGCCGGGCGCCCGCUGUCCCCGCCGGCCGCGCAACCCCCGCAGAAGCCGCCACCCUCCUACUUCGCCAUCGUGCGCGACAAAGAGCCGGCCGAGCCCCCAGCCGGUGCCUUCCCGGGCUUCCCGUCGCCGCCUGCGCCCCCCGCCGCCGCAGCCGCCGCCGUCGGGCCGCCCCUCUGCCGCCUGGCCUACGAGGACGAGAGCCCGCCGGCGCCCGCGCGCUGGCCGCGCUCGGACCCCGAGAGCCAGCCCCUGCUGGGGCCCGGCGCCGGUGCAGGCGGCGCGGCGGGAGCGGGCGGCGGAACCCCGGCCGCGCCUCCGCCGUGCCGCGCCGCGCCGCCGCCCUGCCCGUACCUCGACCUCGAGCCUUCGCCGUCGGACUCGGAGGACUCGGAGAGCCUGGGCGGCGCGUCGCUGGGCGGCCUGGAGCCCUGGUGGUUCGCCGACUUCCCCUACCCGUACGCCGAGCGCCUCGGGCCGCCGCCCGGCCGCUACUGGUCGGUCGACAAGCUCGGGGGCUGGCGCGCCGGGAGCUGGGACUACCUGCCCCCGCGCAGCGGUCCAGCCGCCUGGCACUGCCGCCACUGCGCCAGCCUGGAGCUGCUGCCACCGCCGCGACACCUCAGCUGCUCGCACGACGGCCUGGACGGCGGCUGGUGGGCGCCGCCGCCCCCGCCCUGGGCGGCUGGGCCCCCGCCUCGACGCCGGGCCCGCUGCGGGUGCCCGCGGCCGCACCCUCACCGCCCGCGGGCCUCGCACCGCGCGCCCCCAGCGGCCGCACCGCACCACCACCGCCACCGGCGCGCCGCGGGGGGCUGGGACCUCCCGCCGCCUGCGCCCACCUCGCGCUCGCUCGAGGACCUCAGCUCGUGUCCCCGCGCCGCGCCGUCGCGCAGGCUCACGGGGCCCUCCCGCCACGCUCGCAGGUGCCCACACGCCGCACACUGGGGGCCGCCGCUGCCCGCCGCGUCCCACCGGAGACACCGGGGCGGGGACCUGGGCACCCGCAGGGGCUCGGCACACUUCUCCAGCCUCGAGUCCGAGGUAUGACGCGGCCCCGGGGGCCCCGCCGCCCCCUUGGUCAGCGCAGGCCACGGCCCGAGGGGGCGCGCGGAGGGGACAGGACCCGUGUGGUUUGGGAAGGAAAGCAAU
This is a messenger RNA of Microcebus murinus (gray mouse lemur), 8359 nucleotides long. The record is from RefSeq and is a predicted model, not a curated record. Lineage: Eukaryota; Metazoa; Chordata; Mammalia; Primates; Cheirogaleidae.